Molecule: messenger RNA, 506 nt
Organism: Fimicolochytrium jonesii
Lineage: Eukaryota; Fungi; Chytridiomycota; Chytridiomycetes; Spizellomycetales; Powellomycetaceae
Exons: 3
Coding region: 141-506 (121 amino acids)
Biological process (GO): mRNA splicing, via spliceosome; P-body assembly; nuclear-transcribed mRNA catabolic process
Cellular component (GO): P-body; U6 snRNP; spliceosomal tri-snRNP complex
Molecular function (GO): U6 snRNA binding
Source: RefSeq, a predicted model, not a curated record
CGCGUCUGGACUUCCAAAUCCAGACUCUUCGCAGAAUCUCGCACAGUGGCGGGGGAUCCACACACCAUCGACCCAGACCACCCCAUUUCGAGCCAACAUCCAAGAAAGGAAAUCCCACAGAAGCAUCACACACACCAACAAUGCUGCCCCUAUCCCUCCUCAACACCGCCCAGGGCCAUCCGAUGCUGGUCGAGCUCAAGAACGGCGAGACGUAUAAUGGACAUCUGGUCAACUGUGAUAAUUUCAUGAACAUCAAUCUCCGCGAAGUGAUCUGCACCUCCCCCGACGGCGACCGGUUCUGGCGGCUGCCGGAGAUCUACAUCCGCGGCAGCACGAUCAAGUACCUGCGGAUACCCGACGAGGUCAUCGAUAUGGUGCGCGAGGAACAGCCGAGGGGGAACAACUAUGGCGGGGGUGGGGGUGCGAGGGGUGGACGCGGCGGGGGUGGGGACAGGGGAAGGGGGAGGGGUGGAGCGAGGGGGAGCCGGGGGAGGGGGAGGGGUUAA